GGUUGGAUGAUCCAAAAGGAAAGACAAUUGGGUAUGGGCUUUCCCUAGAGAAUUGAAAUAAAACUCAUAAUAUUUAUUUUGAGAGAAGAAAGAAAAGUUGGAGGAGGAGGAGAGAUAAUGAUGAUUGAUGAAGAGGAGAAGAAGAAGAAGAAAGAGGAAAAUAAAAGCAAAGAGAGAGAGAGAUAUAGAUGAAGUACUAUCCUUGAGUAGUACUCAUGUUGGCAUCUUCUCAAACACUUCCAACCAGACAGAAGAGUUCUCCCCACUUCUGCUCCAAUUGGAAAGAAGAUCUUUCCCAUAUCUUUUCAGUACUGCACCCUUCUUCGUCUCCACUUUCUCUUGAGAAUAUCUUUCUUCUGGGUCAUGGAAGGAGAUGAAGCUAAACCUGCAACAAGUGAAAGGUCAAGAAGAAAGUUCAAGAAAAUCUGUGUGUUCUGCGGCAGUAGAGCUGGUCACAAGCCUGCAUUCAGUGAUGCAGCCGUCGAUCUCGGCAAGCAGCUGUUUUCUUGUUUUGAUUCUCAGGUUGAGAGGAAUAUUGAUCUGGUAUAUGGGGGAGGAAGUGCUGGCCUAAUGGGUUUGAUCUCUAAAACUGUUUUUGAUGGAGGUUGCCAUGUUCUUGGAAUACUUCCUAGAGCUCUUUUGCCCCAUGAGAUAUCAGGAGAAUCCAUAGGAGAAGUAAAAACAGUCUCAGACAUGCAUCAGAGGAAGUCAGAGAUGGCGAAACAUGCCGAAGCUUUCAUUGCUCUUCCUGGUGGCUAUGGAACCAUGGAAGAACUGUUGGAGAUCAUUGCUUGGUCUCAAUUGGGAAUUCAUGAAAAGCCUGUGGGGUUGUUAAACGUUGAUGGGUAUUAUAACAGCUUGCUUGCAUUGUUUGACAAAGGAGUGGAAGAAGGCUUCAUACAAGGCUCGGCAAGAAACAUUGUGAUUUCAGCAGGAGUAUGCACCAGCCCAUGAUACAGUUGCACCCAGACAAAGCUGGGAAGUGGAUCAAUUAUUAGAGUCUACAACAACAGGUCGGGAGCAAGCCCCAGGAUCUUCCAACUCUUGAUCAACCUGUUUGUACAUUUAUAUAACAUAUAUUUUCUGUGUAGUUCCAUUUUAAUCAAGGGAAAGGGACACCGAAAGCUUGGGCCAAAAUCUCUCUCAGAUCCCUCGUGCUAAUCACCCUUUAAUUUGAAUGAUUGACAAACAUACAGUAUUUUUAUAUAAUAGUAGUGCUGUCCAAAUAGAAUUCUUAUAUAGAAUUUUUAUAUUUAUUCGGAAGAAGAAAACUUCAUCAUAAUGACAUAUAAUUUUCAAAAUAUCAUUAGAAUAUAGUUUUUAUGUUUUUUUUUUUUACAAAAGUUAAAUAAAAAUAUCAUUUUCCCUCGUGCAGAACCAAGAUUUGAGAAAGCAAAAGAAAAGGAAUAUGCUGACAUAUGCAUGUAAAAUUUCACCCCCACAAAUAUUAUAUAAAAUAAUUUUAGUUUUUUCAUUUUCUUUUUUGUCAAAAAUUUCCACCUCCCAGAUAUAUAGAACCUUGAAGUAAUGUGUUAUUUCCUAUAUGUGCGUUUGUGUGAGGUGUCACUUGGCCAUUGACCAUGGCAAAAAAGCAGUAAUGGUGACUUUGUUGACUGGGUAGGCUGUGGAAAAGUGAAGCAAAGGAUAGACUGAUGUUUCUGUUUGGAUUCGCUUUGCCCAAGCUUUCAAGUGGCCAAGAGCCUUGUCCAUUUCCUUGUUUAAUUUUCCUGGGGUGGGCCAUUUUGGGAAUAUACCAUUCUAAUGUGAGGUUGGGAGCCUCAGGAUUUUGUAUUGAUUUCAUCAGUGAGGCUCCUUAGGGUCUAGACCCCCACUUUGCAAUGACAGUUUUGUAGUUUUGUGGCUUCCCAGCUCCUUUUUUGUUGAUUAUAUAUUAUUAUUCCAGAAUGGAGCAGUGUUUUCCCACCAUGCAGUGCAGCCAGAUGCUACUGUUAAAAAUGUGAUGGACACGUGAAGUUGAGAUUACGGGCAAAUAAGACUCCCACACAAACACAAUCAUCAUAUGUUAAUGGAAAAUGACAUCUCUACACAAUUUUUAUGACAAGAAAUCACCUAAUCAACUAAAAAUCAAAUU
This is a messenger RNA of Diospyros lotus (date-plum), 2092 nucleotides long. RefSeq names its product cytokinin riboside 5'-monophosphate phosphoribohydrolase LOG1-like. Gene Ontology annotation, biological process: cytokinin biosynthetic process. The record is from RefSeq and is a predicted model, not a curated record. The transcript is spliced from 7 exons. Gene Ontology annotation, molecular function: hydrolase activity, hydrolyzing N-glycosyl compounds. Bases 364 to 954 code for a protein of 196 amino acids. NCBI's taxonomy places the organism in Eukaryota, Viridiplantae, Streptophyta, Magnoliopsida, Ericales, Ebenaceae. Gene Ontology annotation, cellular component: cytosol; nucleus.